AUGUCAGAAAAGAAAGCCCACAUCAAGCGCAAACCCGCACCGUUGGCGGUGCCGCAGCCUGGGGAAGAUGCGGCGGAGAGGAAACGAGUACUCAACGUCCUUGCUCAACGACGAUAUCGGCAGAGGCGAAAAGAGCACAUCAAAAAGCUCGAGGCCCAGGCAGCAGACGCGAAUGGGGACUCUGGUGUCCUGUAUCCGCAGAACUUUCCUCUGCCGACAGACCCAGAUAAAUCACCAAACGCCAUUGCAACACAGUCAGAUACUGGUGCUCAAUUAUCGCAGUCAUCCAUCCAAACAUCGGAGACAUCAUUCAAUGGCAGUAUCUGCGAUUAUCAGAUCGAGACGACGGGGGAAACUGCGUCGCUCCCUGUUUUGCUGGAUGCCUUUGCUAGCUACGAUGCAUAUUCGUUCACUGGCAUUCCGAUCGAGGACCCGGCUCUCUGGGAUACUUCAGGAGUUCUGCCUUCGUUACCAAGUUCACCGCUAUCGUCGUCAAAGCAUACAUCGUCAAGCGAGGGUGAAGCCUGGUUAUUGACACCUCUUCCGGAUUCCCAAGAACCUUCUGAGACCGGCCAGAAGACGCCCCUCGCGCAAUCAAUUUGUGACCAGGAAAUGACAUAUUCUUUCCCAGACGAGGCGCACCUAGAGAUGGCAGAACUUACCUUACUUCGGGGGUGUAUGGCAAUUGCCAGGCGGAUGAAAGUCCAAGACAUCAUAUGGUCCCUGACCGCGAAGUCGCCAUUUGCUGAUUCUUCCGCGCCUCUGGCACAAUUCAAUCACCUACCAGAUAAUUUGCAGCCGACCCUGAUCCAACUGACCAUUCCACACCACCCAGUUAUCGACCUUCUUCCGUGGCCGUCGGCGCGUGACAGAAUGAUCAACGUCUUGUCACAGCCUCCGGAAGUUCGGCCUCCAGGGGCAGCCUCGCCAAUGGCUCUGUUGGACUUCGUGUAUGACCUGGAAGACAGCGCCGAGGGGGUAAGGAUAAGCGGCAGCGAUCCGUAUUCCGGGAAGAAUUGGGAAGUGGGUGAGAAGGUAUUCAAGUCCUGGUGGUGGGUUUUCGACAGGGAUAUCGUCAAGAGAAGUAACGAGUUGCGUGCGUUGAGGGGCGCGCCAAUGCUGGGAACGGGGAGUAUUCUGGGAGAGGUAGGAUGA
This is a messenger RNA of Fonsecaea nubica, 1155 nucleotides long. RefSeq lists its product as hypothetical. Gene Ontology annotation, biological process: regulation of DNA-templated transcription. The record is from RefSeq and is a predicted model, not a curated record. The transcript has a single exon. Gene Ontology annotation, molecular function: DNA-binding transcription factor activity. Lineage: Eukaryota; Fungi; Ascomycota; Eurotiomycetes; Chaetothyriales; Herpotrichiellaceae. The coding region runs from base 1 to 1155 and encodes 384 amino acids.